Messenger RNA from Ailuropoda melanoleuca (giant panda), 3868 nucleotides. It is a transcript of the gene CFAP57, whose product is annotated as cilia and flagella associated protein 57. Gene Ontology annotation, molecular function: protein binding. The coding region runs from base 1 to 3723 and encodes 1240 amino acids. The record is from RefSeq and is a predicted model, not a curated record. The transcript is spliced from 23 exons. Lineage: Eukaryota; Metazoa; Chordata; Mammalia; Carnivora; Ursidae.
AUGUCGCAGCGAGCGCGCGCGUCCACUCUAGUCGACGGAAGGGCUCCGGGGCGGGGCACCGUGGUGGCUCAGUCGCUGCACGUUUUUGGUCUUCGAUCCCACGUGGCCAACAAUAUCUUCUUCUUCGAUGAACAGAUCAUUAUAUUUCCUUCAGGAAAUAACUGUGUGAAAUACAAUGUGGAUCAGAAGUGGCAAAAAUUCAUUCCAGGCUCAGACAAGAGUCAGGGCAUGCUGGCCUUGUCCAUCAGUCCCAAUCGGCGAUACCUCGCUAUCUCCGAGACUGUGCAAGAAAAACCCGUCAUCACCAUUUAUGAACUGUCAUCCAUCCCUUGUCGGAAGCGCAAAAUUCUUAAUAAUUUUGACUUCCCCGUUCAGAGAUUUAUUAGCAUGGCCUUUUCUCCAGACUCCAAAUACCUGUUGACUCAGACAUCACCUCCAGAGUCAAACCUUGUCUAUUGGCUGUGGGAAAAACAGAAAGUAAUGGCCAUUAUUAGAACCGACUCUCAGAACAAUGCUGUCUACCAGGUGAGCUUCAAUCCCCAGGAUAACACUCAGGUUUGUGUCACUGGAAAUGGGAUAUUUAAGCUCCUCCGUUUUGCUGAGGGGACCCUGAAGCAAACCAAUAUUCAGAGGGGAGAAACCCAAAACUAUCUAGCCCACACCUGGGUGUCUGAUGACAAGAUCAUCGUUGGCACUGACACAGGCAGGCUCUUCCUCUUUGAAUCUGGAGAUCAGCGCUGGGAGACAAGUAUAAUGGUCAAGGAGCCCAGCAGUGAGACCAAGAACCUGGGGAAGAUCCAGGAAUCAGAGAGCCUGAUCGAAUUUCCAACCAUCAGUUCCCCGGUCCCUUCCUAUGACCAGGUCAUGCUGGCCAGGAGCCACAGCCAGCUGGCCAUGCCCCAGGUGUUCGCCACUGCAGCCUAUUCAAAGGGAUUUGCCUGUUCCGCUGGGCCAGGCAGAGUUCUACUGUUUGAGAAGAUGGAAGAGAAGGAUUUUUACCGGGAGAGCAGGGAAAUCCGGAUUCCCCUGGACCCCCAGAGCAACGAGCCAAGUCAGUCUGACAAGCAGGACAUCCUCUGCCUGUGCUUCAGUCCCUCGGAGGAAACCCUGAUUGCCAGCACCAGCAAGAACCAACUAUACAGCAUCGCCAUGUCCCUGACGGAGAUCAGCAAGGGGGAGCCUGCUCACUUCGAAUAUCUGAUGUACCCCUUGCACUCGGCAUCCAUCACUGGUCUAGCUACGUGCAUCCGCAAACCCCUCAUUGCCACCUGUUCUCUGGAUCGAUCCGUUCGCAUCUGGAAUUAUGAAUCAAACACCCUGGAGCUAUUUAAGGAAUACCAAGAAGAGGCAUAUACAAUCAGCCUUCACCCAUCUGGACACUUCAUUGUAGUAGGGUUUGCUGACAAACUACGCCUUAUGAAUCUACUCAUUGAUGAUAUACGUUCUUUCAAAGAAUAUUCUGUCAGAGGAUGCAGAGAGUGUUCCUUUAGCAACGGGGGUCACCUGUUUGCUGCAGUCAGUGGAAAUGUGAUUCACGUUUUUACCACCACAAGCCUGGAGAACAUCUCAAACUUGAAAGGACACACAGGGAAGGUCCGCUCAAUCGCGUGGACCGCGGAUGACAGCAAACUGAUUUCCUGCGGCACGGAUGGGGCCGUGUAUGAAUGGAGUCUGUCCUCUGGAAAGAGAGAGACGGAGUGCGUCCUGAAGUCCUGCAGCUACAACUGUGUCACUGUCUCCCCUGAUGCCAAAAUCAUCUUUGCGGUUGGAUCGGACCAGACCCUCAAGGAGAUUGCAGACUCGUCGGUCCUUCGAGAGAUUUCAGCAUUUGACGUCGUCUACACAGCUGUCGUCAUCUCGCACUCCGGCCGCAUGAUGUUUGUAGGCACCUCGGUGGGGACCAUCCGUGCCAUGAAGUACCCGCUGCCGUUGCAGAAAGAGUUCAAUGAGUACCAGGCCCAUGCGGGUCCUAUCACCAAGAUGUUGCUCACUUUUGAUGACCAAUUCCUGCUGACGGUUGCCGAGGAUGGCUGCCUGUUUACCUGGAAGGUCUUUGAUAAGGAUGGUCGGGGAAUCAAGCGAGAGAGAGAAGUGGGUUUUGCCGAAGAGGUGCUUGUUACUAAAACGGACAUGGAAGAGAAGGCUCAGAUUAUGUUGGAGCUGAAGACUCGUGUGGAAGAAUUAAAAAUGGAGAACGAGUAUCAGCUUCGACUGAAGGACAUGAACUACUCUGAGAAGAUUAAGGAGCUAACGGAUAAGUUCCUCCAGGAAAUGGAGUCCUUGAAAACGAAAAACCAGGUUUUAAGAACAGAGAAAGAAAAGCAGGAUGUGUCCCAUCAGGAGCGCAUUGAGGAUCUACUAGAGAAACAGAACCGAGAACUGCAGGACCUGGAAUGUUGCAACAACCAAAAGUUGCUUCUAGAAUAUGAAAAGUACCAGGAAUUACAGCUCAAGUCCCAGAGGAUGCAGGAAGAGUAUGAAAAACAGCUUCGGGAUAACGAUGAGACCAAAAGCCAGGCCCUGGAGGAGCUGACUGAGUUUUACGAGGCCAAACUGCAGGAAAAAACCACCCUUCUGGAAGAGGCCCAGGAAGAUGUCAGGCAGCAGCUGCGGGAGUUCGAAGAGACCAAGAAACAGAUUGAAGAGGAUGAAGACCAAGAAAUCCAAGAUAUCAAAACCAAGUAUGAGAAAAAGCUUCAGGAUGAGAAGGAAUCAAACCUGCGGCUCAAAGGAGAAACAGGCAUCAUAAGGAAGAAGUUCAGCAGCCUGCAGAAGGAGAUCGAAGAGAGAACCAAUGACAUUGAGAGCCUGAAGGGGGAGCAGGUGAAGCUGCAAGGGGUCAUUAAGUCCCUGGAGAAGGACAUCCUGGGCCUCAAGCGGGAAAUCCAGGAAAGAGAUGAGACAAUUCAAGAUAAGGUGAAGGCUCAUCUCUGUCUCCAGGGUCUCCAGGGAAGUUCCUUUUCCUACAAGAAGGAAGCUAUGGAGGCAGAACUGGAGCGUUUCCAUAAGCAGAAUGUGCAGCUGGAGCUGAACAUCACGGAAUUGUGGCAGAAACUAAGAGCCACCAGUCAGGAGAUGCACAGAGAGAGACAGAAGGACCGGAACUUGGAGGCGUUGGUCAAACGGUUUAAGACAGACCUUCACAACUGCGUGGCGUACAUCCAGGAACCCCGGCUCCUGAAGGAGAAGGUCCGAGCUCUCUUUGAGAAGUACGUGCAGCGGGCAGACCUGGUAGAGAUCGCGGGGCUGAACUCAGACCUGCAGCAGGAGGAUGCCCGGCAGCGGGAGCACCUGGAGAGAAACCUGGCCGCUCUCAAGAAGAAGGUGGUCAGGGAGAGGGGGCUUCACCGCACUGACCACGUCCGCAUCAUGCAGGAAAAUGUCUCCCUGAUCAAGGAGAUUAAUGAGCUCCGCAGGGAGCUGAAGUUCACCCGCUCCCAAGUCUAUGACCUUGAAGCAGCUCUGAAACUGACCAAGAAAUUCCGACCACAAGAUGUUCCAGAGACAGUGUCUGGAGAGGACAUGCCUGGCGUCACACCCACCAUGAGACUGAAUGAGCAAGAAGAAACCGGGAGAAUCAUCGAAAUGCAACGCCUAGAAAUCCAGCGCCUCAGAGACCAGAUCCAAGAGCAAGAGCAAGUGCCGGGCUUCCACCCCCUCGCUGGAAUUCGGCUUCCUUCCCUGGUCCAGUCCGAAGUGGACUUUGAGGUGCAGACCAACUGAUCCCCUCUGGUGAGCCAUCGGCAGGUGCCCCUGUGCCUCUGUCCCCAGCCGACCCCAUGCUGUCCCUCCAGUCCCUGUGGCACUGGCCACUCCAACCUCUCUCUCCUGCCCUGGGGAACUUGGGACAUGGGCAGAAUAAAGAUGU